GGCAUCCGCCUCCCGAGCCAAAGCAGCGAAGGGCGUCCUCGAAGCCAGCGCAGCCGAACGGACACGAGCCGAGAGGACUGGGCUCCUCUCUUCGGCUUAGAGGCAGUGCAUCUGGUGCUGGAUGCAGGCGCUGUGCAUGACGGCUUCACUAUCAAGUCGGCGAAGUUUCAAUUUCGGCGUGGGAUGGGCGAGGAGCUGCAUGGGCUACUCCCCAACCUCCUGGAGUGGGUCUUGCCAAAAUACAAGAACAAGGUUUUCUGUUGGGUGCAAGACCAUGUCAAUUCCUACAUGCACGGUUAUCCGAGUAAUCGGCAAGUGUUGAAUCACGUGCAGGUGUUACAGCCGGGCACGGAUGACGGAUGCCUGCUGGUGGGUGAGUUGGAGAUGGUGGAGAUGUCGAAGUCUCAGCUCGGAGACGACACGCCACCGCGCAGACACAGCCCACGAUCGGGUGUUGGGGAAGCUGGGGAGGAGAAGGAGGAGGAAGAAGAGGACGUCUUCAUGCAUCUAGAGAUGCGGCGCUUCUUCUUUCGGUGA
Molecule: messenger RNA, 537 nt
Organism: Symbiodinium sp. CCMP2456
Lineage: Eukaryota; Dinophyceae; Suessiales; Symbiodiniaceae
Source: the annotation of a GenBank genome assembly